This is a messenger RNA of Arachis duranensis, 3776 nucleotides long. Its product is annotated as myosin-binding protein 3. The record is from RefSeq and is a predicted model, not a curated record. NCBI's taxonomy places the organism in Eukaryota, Viridiplantae, Streptophyta, Magnoliopsida, Fabales, Fabaceae. The coding region runs from base 127 to 3069 and encodes 980 amino acids. The transcript is spliced from 6 exons. Gene Ontology annotation, molecular function: myosin binding.
UUUCCCUUCCCACACUUUUCUCUCUUCUCACAUUCUCUUCCACACUCUUCAGUCACACACACAUAUGCAAAAGAAACUACAAAGCUUCGGAAAAUUGGAAACAAAACCAAAAAACAAAAACCAUCAAUGGCCGCCAACAAGUUUGCCAGCAUGCUACACAGAAACACCAACAAAAUUGUGGUGAUUCUUGUGUAUGCAGUUCUUGAAUGGAUCCUCAUAGUACUUCUUCUCCUCAACUCCUUGUUCAGCUACCUCAUCUCAAGAUUUGCAAAAUGUGUUGGCCUCCAACCACCAUGCCUUUGGUGCUCAAGGGUUGAUCACAUCUUGCAGCAUGGAAAAAGUGGAAAUUUGGAUAAGGAUCUUGUUUGUGAGUCUCAUGCAGCUGAGAUUUCGAAGCUUGGUUACUGUUCAAACCAUAAAAAGCUUGCUGAGACACAGCACAUGUGUGAGGAUUGCUUGGCUUCUAGGCCGAACCGGCACGAAAACUCAGUUGGAAUUGGACACAACAGAAUCGCAUUCAUCUCUUGGAUUAGUCAUGAAAACGGUGAUGAUGAUGACACAAAGAGAUGCUCCUGCUGCAAUGAGAGCUUGAGGAGAGAGCUUUACCCUCCUUAUCUUUUGUUGAAGCCUUCUUGGGGAGAUGCAAGAAAAGGCUCUUUCAUUGUAGAAUCAAUACAUGAUGAAAAGGAAGCUGAUAAAGACAUUGAGUUUGAGAUUAACAAUGGAGAAGAAGAAGAAGAAGAUCAUGAUGAUGUGCAUCAGAUACUUUCUGAUAUUGAGAGUUUUAUCCUCAGGGAAGUGGCAGAGGAUCGUUCGAGUUCUGUCUCGAACUUGCACUCUGAUGAAAAGGAAGGAGAAAAAGAUGAUCUUAUCAUCAUCACCAAGCUGGAUCCUAAUGGUUCUAUCAAUUGUUGGGAAGAUAGAUCAAUUGAAGUCAUCGAUAGACACUUCAAGAACAAUGUGGAAUGCGAAACGAAUCGCUUGAUACCUGUUGAGUUCAUAGAUUCUAUUACCUCUUUGCCUUUUGAACCAUGCAAGAUUGAUGAACUUGAAAGGUUUGAUAUAACUGAAUCAAGCUUGGAGAAUUCUAUAGUUUUUGAAUUUGAAGAGUUGAAACAGGAUUCAGUAGCAAAGGUACAUCGAGAGAAGUUUUUUACUUUUGAAGAAGCUCAAACUUCGUCGAAUGAAGACAACAAUGUUGAAGCUGUCUCAGAAGAACAAAAUAACACUAGAGUUGAUUUGCCUAUAUCUGAAGAACCACUUUGCUCAUAUGGAAGCUCACAUGAAGAUGAAUCUUCAAUGGAUGAUGAAUCCUCAACAAGUGAUGAUGAUGAUGAUGUUGGAAAUGCCUUUGAAAAAUUCAUUGCUCAGAAUAAUCUAAGCAAGUCUCAAAUUUUAUCCAAUGGUGACAAUGAUAUAGAAGAUGAUAUGGAAGAAUCACACAAAAAUCCAACAGAUAAUUUGCCUCCAUCUGAAGAACAAGAAUUCUCAUGUCAAUGCAUAGCAGAAGAUGAAUCUUCAGAAAGCGAGGAUGAUACUGGAGUUGCUAAUGCCUUUGAUGAAUUCAUUUCUCAGAAUAACCUAUGUUUAGAUAAAGGUGAAAAAGAUAAUGAUUAUGCUGAAAUGAUUGUGAAUGAUGAUGGAGUUGACAAUGCCUUUGAUAAAUUCAUUUCUCAGAAUAACCUAUGUUCAGAUAAAGAAGCUGCAAAAGAUAAUGACUAUGCUGAAAUGAUUGAGAAAACAAACUCAGCCGAGAAAAAUCAUGAAGAAACAAGCCAUCAAUCAUGUGAAGCAGAUGAAGAUAAACUUCCUGAAACUCCCAGUUCUGUAAAUGGCCUGCAAUAUGCGCAUAGGAAAUUGAUGCAAAGAGAAUUAGGAGCUGAGGAUUCAAUGGAUGGCAGCGUUGCGAGCGAGCUAGAAUAUGGCGAUCCAAUAUCAACAAUUGAUAAUCUAAAAACAGCUUUAAAAUCUGAAAGAAAGGCUCUGAGUGCUAUAUAUCAAGAACUAGAAGAAGAGCGAAGCGCAUCCGCUGUAGCUGCUAAUCAAACAAUGGCAAUGAUUACAAGAUUGCAAGAGGAAAAGGCCGCGAUGCGGAUGGAAGCGCUGCAAUACCAGCGAAUGAUGGAAGAACAAGCAGAGUAUGAUCAAGAAGCUUUGCAGCUUUUGAACGAGCUAAUGUUGAAAAGGGAAAAAGAGAAGCAAGAGCUUGAGAAGGAACUGGAAGAGUAUAGACAGAAGGUCGUGGAUUACGAGGCGAAAGAGAAGAUAAGGCUGUUGAGAAGAAUGAAAGAUGGAACCACAAGAAGCAGAGACUCUUCUUCUUCCUCUGAUAUAUCCAUUGAUCUCAACCGCGAAGUAAGGGACAAAGAAGAAGAAGAAGAAGAAGAAGAUAACUUGAACAACAAGGCAACUACUGCUGAUGGUGUUUCGAAUUUGGAAGAGAUGGCAUUGGAUUGUGUGAAACAUAUUAGUGUUCUUGAUGAUUCAUUAGCCGAAUUCGAAGAAGAGCGAGCCUUGAUUCUUGAUCAGCUAAGAGAAUUGGAGGAAAAGAUUAUGAAUCUCGAAGAGAGCGAAGAAUUCAUCGAUGAUAUCGAAAUAACUGAGCAUUCAUCAACACAUUGUGACAAAGAAUUGAAUGAGAAUUGCAGCAACUAUAGCAGUCCAGAGGAAAAUAUGCAUAAUUUUUCAGAUGAUAAACAAAAUAUUCAAAGAAGAACAAUGGGAUCAUUGGCAAAAAGGCUGCUACCAUAUCUAGAUGCCGCGGAAAAUGAGAACGAGGAAGAAGCAUACACACUUGAUCAUACACAAAUCAUGAAACCUGAAUCAGUUGAAGAUGUGCAAGAUUCAGUUGGUGCAAUUGAAAAGGUUUCAGUUGAAGAAGAAGUGGAUCGUGUUUAUGAGCGGUUACAAGCUCUUGAAUCUGAUAGAGAGUUUCUGCAAAAUUGUGUGGGCUCUAUACAGAACGGUGACAAAGGAACGGGUCUGCUUCAAGAAAUUUUGCAACAUCUUCGUGAUCUUAAAGCCGUUGAACACAGAUUGAAGAACUUGGGCACUGAUCCAUUGAUGUGAAGUAGAAUUCAGCAACCAUAGACAUGUAGAAAUCAACUAUAAGAUUGCUUUUGUUGGAUCAUGAUGAAUAUGUCACACUUCAUGGUACCAAAUUUUGUUGCAAAAACAAUUAGGAAAAAAUUCUCCUUGGCGGGAGAGAUUUAUGGUGUCAUGCCAAUGCCAUGGUUUGUUGAAACUAGUACAAAAUGCAAACCACGAAGUUCAAGUUCAUCUUUAUUUUAAGGUGUCGAUUUGAGCCACAUAAAUGACAAAAUUGUGUGAAAGGCCAAAAUUUUGCAAUAUGGUGUGAGAACCUUUGGUCUCUCGACUAUUCAGUUAAUCAAUCUAGGAAGUUAAAAAAUUAUUAAUACAUCAAAGAUCGUUGUUUUACAUCUCCUUUGAUUAUCCAUUGUUAGGUUGGGAAGGAGAAGUAGGUGGGAAUGGGUGCUUCGGAACCUCAUAGAAAAAUCAUGCGUCCAUCAUCUUGUAUAAUGUGUAUUUAUUUGGGAGUUAUGGUUGUCAAUGCCUCAAUGGUAAAGACUAAAAGAGUGAAUUUUUUUUUCUUUUGUAUCUGUCCUUUUCAAAAUAGGGUGUAAUAUAAAAUGGUAUAAAAUGGUAAAGGCUAAAUCUGCCGUCUUUGCUUUAAUUAGUUCAUAUUGCUUACUCGCUUGAGUGACGAUUUGGUCAAUAACUCAAGACUAGUUGUAGUGCUAAGUAGUCUCUUUUGU